UAUUAAUAAUUAAUAAUAAAGAAUUACUGUAAAUUUUAAAGCACAUUAUAUAAUUUAUUCCUUAUAUUAUCUGCAUCAUAUUUAUAAUAAACAUUUUAAAACAAUAUAGUGCUCUUCAAUGUGUACCUUGUUUAAUUGCUAUUUUUUUAAAAACACGAUGACAGCAGUGUAUUCCUAGUAUACAUGGAAGGGGUACCAGCUAUAUAGGUGCUGUAAGACAGUGUAUUCGAUCCCCGUACACACGGAAGACGUGAUCGAGGUAUUAAUUAUGAGGAAGUUUAAGGAGCAUGGUCACGAUUUUGGGCAAAAAUUAUUUUUCCGAUUUUAAUGUUUACAAUGCUUCAGUAAUGCAUUUUUAAUAGGAAACCAAAAUUUGAGUGUCAUUUGUUGAGUUUUAGGCGAGUACAUUACAGAGCUUACAAUUCUUUGCUAUGUAAACAAAGCUUUUGUUUACAUAUUUUGAAUGCUGAAGUGAAAAUUCCAAUUUAUUGACCUAAAAUAAAUAUGUUUAACGUUAGAAACUGUUUAUUUAUGCUAAAAAUGAAUAAAAAGAUAGACAAAUCAGCUUGAAAAAGAUUUUUUACUGGUAUAUUGAACCUAUGUAAACAAAAACAGGACACGAGCCUUGUUUACAUGACAAAGAAUUCUGAGCUCUCUAUAUUGCUUAUAACUUAACAACUGACUCUCAAAUUUCAUUAGAUCAUUAGAAAUGCAUUUCUAAAGCAUUGUAAAUAAUAAAAACAGAAAAACGGAAUUUGACUUAAAUCGUGACCAUGCCCCUUUAAAGAAUAGACCCUGUAAAUACAUGGGCCUCCUUUUGUCACUUGUUCAAGCGACUUCAAGAAGACAACAGCAAUGGGUAACAGCACAGUGUAAAUUAUAUAUCAACUCAUUCAAUUAAAAAAUAAAUGUUAAAUCAUUCAGUAGCUAAUAAAUUAUUUUGUAUCUGUAAAUAAAUGUGGUCGUAAGUAAAAAGUUACUUUUAAAAUCUCAAAAACUCACCUUGUUCACAAACCAAUCUGAUUAAAAUCGGAUCCUUUGAUCCGCUCACUUAGAUAGCGAUCUAAGUGAGCGGAUAAAAGGAUCUGAUUUUUUGUUUUUUAGCGUGCUUGAUUUUUUUUACAAAGCGAAAGUAGGACAACUAUAAUCUAAGAUCAAGACCGAUAUCAAAUACCGCAAAAUGAAUUUACUGCUGGAUUCAAACAAGCAUUAAUACGUGUUUAUAUUAAAGGUACUGAUUUUUUUCUCCUUUUAUUAUUUCAUUAAUUAUUUGCUAUUUAACUUCUGAACUAUUUGGAACCUUACUGAUCAAACGACUGUAUCAUGUAUAUACAUAUGUGAUCAAAAUGGCGGUUAUACCACAGGAGUCGGCGAUUUUAUCAAUUUGUUGUAAUAAAUGAGAAAAAAGCUCACUGCGAUUAUGGCUCGAAGAGACUUGGAUUAUGACUGUUUACUAAUUUACAACCACGAAGAUUCUAGUUUUUCGGAUGGGGGCACAAGGGAGGACAGCUCAUUGUUGUUCCGCUAUGUUGAUUUUGUCGAUCGCAAAUUGAAUUCAUGCGAAUAUAGUAUUCACCAUCUUGAUAGAGAUAGUAUUCCUGGGAGAAGUGUGUUUUACGAACUGGAGAGAGUUAUCGAAUCUUCACAAGUUAUACUACUGAUUUUGGAUAAAGGAUUUUUAAGAAACUCCUGGAAGUGUUUUUCCCAAGAAGCAGCAAUCAAGAACCUCAUUGACACAUCUACCGACCCAAAAUGCACCACAUCAAACCGUUUGAUUCCAGUACUUAUUCAUUUAGAAAAAAAUGAAAUCCCAUCUGCGUUAAAAACAUUAACACCAAUAGAGAUUAUGGAGGAAUCGGACAUAGACAAAAAAUGGAAAAAUCUUAAGAUAGCCAUAGAUUCGCAUUUUGGACAGGAGAGAAUUCCAAGAAAUAUUGUGGCCAAAAACCCGCAACUAACCCCAGAACCCCAAUAUGCUCCAGCAGUGUCCAAGGAACCAAGAGUCAAUCCCAAAAGCAAUGGUCCUUCAUGCAGAACACUUCGUUUGCAGUCAACUGUGGAAACGGAUGCUCCUCAGUCCAUGACCUCUACAACAGCAGCAACAGUCCAGCAAUCUGUAACCAGUCCCCAGAAUCAUUCCUUUACUCCUAGUCUUUCACAGAGCACUUCUGAUUCAGGCAUUGGAUUAAUGAGUCCUGAAUUAGGGUCCCUCAAUGUGGCCUCAUUUUUGCCUGUAGGUGAGGCACCAGAGAGCCUUUAUCCAAGCAAUCAGAUUGAUAACUCGGUCACACUGCAGGAUAAGCCUGACUCAGCUGUAAACCAAAGUCCAGAGGGACCAAAAACAUGUCCAGAGGAUGGAGAGAGACCUUCAUUCUUUUUCCGAGCCAUUCAUUUUUCACUUCAUGCCUUUUUUCAACCAGACAAAGUGUAUGCACCACCUUAAUGGACCACUAAAUCUGACAUUGCAAAGAAAUUGUGAUACAUGUACUAUAUAUUUGUCUCAAAAAGCUGCAGAACUGUUGCGCUAUACUCAAAUUUGGCUUGAAAUAAAUGUCUAAUAACAUUA
Molecule: messenger RNA, 2566 nt
Organism: Magallana angulata
Lineage: Eukaryota; Metazoa; Mollusca; Bivalvia; Ostreida; Ostreidae
Exons: 4
Coding region: 1397-2443 (348 amino acids)
Biological process (GO): signal transduction
Source: RefSeq, a predicted model, not a curated record